UAUGGAUAGAAGUGGGAAGGAUGAAGGAAAACGCAGAAGUGUGGCUCAUUUACACCCGGAGUUACAGAAGUUGCACGGACGAUUGAUGGCUCAGAUCGAAUUAAGCACUAUGAGGCUUAUAAGUGCAAUGGAAGAUGAGCUAGAUAAGGUGCAGAUAAGGAUAGAGGAAAAUAAUGUGACCACAGAUGAUGAGGACCCUAUUGACGUCCCAGAUGAUGAUAAGGGAGAUGAUGAUGCAUUUGGCGAUGAAGACUCCCAUGAUCAUGAUGGACAUGAGUCUGAUGACGAAGGUGAUGAUAGAGAUGAGUUCCACGGGGGAGAUGGUCAGGGAGACGAUGAUGCAACUGGCUCAGAUAGGGGUGAUGACAUUGGUGUUGCAGCAGAAGGUGCAGACAAAGAAAUUAUGGAGUCUCCCCUGCCUUUGUCCCCCAUGGACAAGGGAUGUCAACUCCGGAGAUCGCAAAGGGAGAUGAAAUCCGCUAUCAAUUCUCCAUGGAUUUUGACAAAGCCAACUAAGAGGCGAAAGAGGCCCAUGGAUGACAAGGACCGGUUUUAUGACAUAGUUUCCCGUAUGUGUUCAAGCAAGGAGGGUGACAUGCCUUUGGUGAAAAUCUCUGAUGAAGAUAUCACUCGGGAUCAGCUAAGGACACUUGGCGGAAUUGAGAAAAUAGGUAACCGGCUGAUGUCAACUGUGUGCAAGACUCUAAUGGCUGAUAUGGAGAAGGAAGGGCAGGUGAAGCGGCACAUUUUUUAUGCUGAUUUUAUGGCAAUAAUGGCAGCUAACCCAAAGCUGUGGGAUGCUACAAAACGGAAGAAACAAUUUUUACCUGAAAAUGUAGGCUACAACAUAGGAGAAUGUGAUUUGAUCUUUGGACCCACACUUGUUGGCGCUCACUGGUUCUGUGUUGUGCUUGAGCCUAGCACAAUGAAUUUCUAUGUGCUGGACUCAAUGAAGCCAAAUUUAGAGGGUAAGAAGAAGAGCAAGAAGAAGGGUGUAAUUAUUGAUGACAUGACGACCGUCGUCACUGAAUGUAGGAAUAGAUUUUAUGACAUUAUUGAGAUAGUUAAGCCUAAUGCCACUGGGAAGAAGAAAAUGAGUGAUAUCAUUUGGGCUCCUGUUCCGCAACAGAACAAUCUGCGAGACUGCGGUGUUCAUGUAUUAAUAUGGUUGAGUAAAUGGAAGCCCGGUGAGAUACUUCACUAUACGGAUGAACAAGUGGCUGAAUUCCGACGAAACCUCAUGUGGUGGCUAGUGAAUCAUGAGCUUAAUUCAAGACGUGAUGAAGCAUUAAGCUUGCUUUCAUCAACCCAAGCCACCACACUGACCAAAAGACGCCAUCUGUGA
This is a messenger RNA of Neltuma alba, 1345 nucleotides long. RefSeq lists its product as uncharacterized. The record is from RefSeq and is a predicted model, not a curated record. The transcript is spliced from 7 exons. Gene Ontology annotation, biological process: proteolysis. The coding region runs from base 2 to 1345 and encodes 447 amino acids. NCBI's taxonomy places the organism in Eukaryota, Viridiplantae, Streptophyta, Magnoliopsida, Fabales, Fabaceae. Gene Ontology annotation, molecular function: cysteine-type peptidase activity.